CUCUACAGCCUCGGAACGGUCUCCUCACCUCGUCAGAUAUAAGCGAGAGGAGCCGAGCUGAGAGGACAAAGUUAAAGGAGCAUCACCUGCCGAACACUGAAGUCAGCAUGAAGACUGUGUGCAUCACGCUGGGCCUCCUGCUGGCUGCUGUCUGCUACUGCAACGCUGUGCCGUACGCGGUGAACCGGAGCCCCACAGAAUGCUGCUUCAAGUUCUACACAGGAAAGAUCCUCAAAAAACAAAUCAUCGAUGUCAAGAAGACCUACACCAACUGUGCCGAAAGCGCAUUUGUGGUCCACACUGCCAACGGGAGGCAGUACUGCAUCAGCCAGAGUGUGGAGUGGGCGCAGGCAGCUUACAACGAAUUCAGUGUUCAGGCGUAGGACAUCCUGCGGCCCCUGCCCCUCGCCCCCUGCCCCGGCACGCUGCUGCUCCGCCUGCAAAGUCACUUCAUAUCACAGAACCAUGUCUUCUCCAAGAGGCUUUGCAUUACAGUUUCCUGACAGUUGUUGUUGGUGUGUGACAGUGCAUUAUGUAAUUAUGCUUCAUUUUGUAAUCAUUUCUCAAAAUGUGAAACUUUGCUCAUUUUACAACAAGAUACACAAUUUGUAAUAAAAACCUUGAAUGCAACAUGUAGAACAUUUCCCUGCAUUUUGUGUGAUUAGAGCCGGGCUCUGCAGGAUUUAGGGACGGGGCUGAUCGUGUAUCAGAUCAGACCUCCACCCCCGCUCACGAGCGGGCCAGCUGGAGCCUUGCAGACGCAACAAAUUAAACAUCCUGCAAACUGCCCCCCUUCAAAACUCGACAUCAGGAGAAACCCCAGGACCCCGAGGCAGGGGCCCGCAGGUUCAGUCCAGGCCCAGUUGUUCAUGUGGGGGUCAUCUUCAUGCUCAAACCAGCCUCUGGGUUUUAAUGCCUAAGCCUAACCAUUCCCUAAACUCAACCGAGCAGCUACCAACAAACCGUGACCACAUGACGGAACCAAGUCCAGUGAAAUAUAGAACACGUAGCCAUUCACCGCACAAUUUCAUUCAAGUAAACAAUGAGGUGUGGGACUUGCUGUAAACACAGACAGCAGUUAUGGCAUGUUAUUACAUAAUGCACUGAACUAAUUACAUAUUCAUCAGAACUGUGCCUCCUUCAUCAGCCCAUGUAAUUACAGCCAUAGCAGCUUAUUACAAAAGGCAGGAAAAUGUAUUACAUCUUGCAUUCAAAGUUUUUAUGACAAAAUACAGCAUUAUUACAUAAUAAGGGUGUCAUUCAUUUUAUUGAACGGUUAAUUAUAAAAAAAAAAAAAGAAUAAAAAGAUGAAUAGACGUUUAGUUUAGCUUUACUGUUAGCCACAGUCUGUUUGCUGCUGCGACCCAGUUUCCCCACAGGAAUCAUUAAAGCUUCAUUU
Messenger RNA from Myripristis murdjan (pinecone soldierfish), 1399 nucleotides. Its product is annotated as C-C motif chemokine 4-like. Lineage: Eukaryota; Metazoa; Chordata; Actinopteri; Holocentriformes; Holocentridae. The record is from RefSeq and is a predicted model, not a curated record. The transcript has 4 exons. Gene Ontology annotation, molecular function: chemokine activity. Gene Ontology annotation, cellular component: extracellular region. Gene Ontology annotation, biological process: immune response. Bases 108 to 383 code for a protein of 91 amino acids.